CGCCGGGGCAACGUAUCUUUCUACAUGCUGAAGGUCAUGUCCGCAGCCGGGGACGACGCGCAACGAGCUCAGGUCUCGACUUCGCAGCUCUGGGAGCUGGGACGCGUUCACUCGUUGGCUCUGCAUCCCAACAGAGGUUAUCUAUUCGGUUCGGUGUUUAAUAACAUUAAGCGGACGUUCCAACUGCUUAGGUUCACGUCGAAUGGGAAAAAUAUCACGCUGUACCCGCCGAGCAUCGGACGUCCGACCUUCCUCUCAAUAGACUACGCCGAGAACAAGCUCUACGUUCUGGACACCAACAGCUCGGCGAUCCUACGCACUGAAAUCGAGGGGUUGUCCGUCUCGAUCGACCGCGUAGCCAACGUCACAAGAGACGUCAUCCGCAACGCCACCGGUUUUCUCGUCCACGACCGGGUUAUUUACCUGAAGACACUCGCGAUGAUUUACCGCUUUGACAAGUCGACCGGCCAGCGCCUCGGCGAGCAUCGGCCGUUUCCGUACAGUCGCGACGAUAUGACCGCUAAUUUGAGAGUUCACAAUUCGCGUAUUUUCCGGGCAGACGGCGCCUCGAACCCGUGUGCCGUUGACAAUGGGGGUUGCGACAACUUUUGUUUCGCUAUACCGAAAUUGAGCGGAGGAGACCAGUUGGGAAAGCUGUGUCGGUGCUUCGACGGAGUCAAGUGCAGUACUGGGCAAAAAUUGGGGAGGGGAGUUGUGGAUGUAAAACUGUGAGGUGAUUUUUUUCGCGAAUAGGUGGAGCCACCUAUCGGUCCUCCACGAGAUGAGCCGUGAUUUUUACACACGUAUAAACGUCGUAUUUCAAACUUUUUUGAAUGCUUUACUGUAUUUUUAGACUUUAUUACAAUAAACAGGAUGCAUCAGACAAC
This is a messenger RNA of Nasonia vitripennis (jewel wasp), 887 nucleotides long. Its product is annotated as low-density lipoprotein receptor-related protein 5-like. The record is from RefSeq and is a predicted model, not a curated record. NCBI's taxonomy places the organism in Eukaryota, Metazoa, Arthropoda, Insecta, Hymenoptera, Pteromalidae. The coding region runs from base 25 to 732 and encodes 235 amino acids. The transcript is spliced from 2 exons.